AUGGUGGAUCAUCUUUCCUUGCCCACGUUGAGGCACCCUAGUCCAUACCGCUGGCAAUGGCUCAGUGAGAGUGGCGAUAUCAAAGUCACCAAGCAAGUGGUGGUGCCUUUCCAGAUUGGGAAGUAUGAGGAUGAGGUGCAUGAAGACCAGCUGCGUUUGCAACAGGAGCAUGAACGAGAGGUGGCUAAAAAGUCACCCAAUUCUCAGGCAAUCGUUAGAGCACCGGUCGAGAGGACAUCAAACCCUGGUACAUUUGGUCGAUUGGACAAACGCCCUAACUUGCUUGCAAAGAACAGGAAAGUUCGCAAAUUACUUUUGUCCAAGCAAGUUGUCUGUGUAUUAUAUUGCAAAGAGGUGAUUUUACUUUCUCUUGCAGCACUCAAUGACUUACCUCCUGAAAUCCCCUCUUUAUUACAGGAAUUUGAUGACGUUUUUUCAGAUGAGAUUUCCAGUGGUCUACCACCAUUUCGAGGGAUCGAGCACCAGAUCGAUUUCGUGCCUGGAGCACCAUUGCCAAAUAGACCAACCUACAAAAUGGGUCCGGAAGAGAUUAAGGAGAUCCAGAGACAAGUGGACGAUCUCUUAGAGAAACGUUGGGCUCGAGAGAGCAUGAGCCCAUGUGCAGUUCCAGUCAUCCUCGUUCCAAAGAAAUAG
This is a messenger RNA of Coffea eugenioides, 654 nucleotides long. RefSeq lists its product as uncharacterized. Bases 1 to 654 code for a protein of 217 amino acids. The record is from RefSeq and is a predicted model, not a curated record. Lineage: Eukaryota; Viridiplantae; Streptophyta; Magnoliopsida; Gentianales; Rubiaceae. The transcript has 2 exons.